Messenger RNA from Paracoccidioides lutzii Pb01, 1497 nucleotides. RefSeq lists its product as hypothetical. The transcript has 3 exons. The coding region runs from base 1 to 1497 and encodes 498 amino acids. Gene Ontology annotation, cellular component: actin cortical patch. The record is from RefSeq and is a predicted model, not a curated record. Gene Ontology annotation, molecular function: phosphatidate phosphatase activity.
AUGUUUGGCGUUUUUACCUGCGGGAAUACAUCUUCGGAAAUGUGGACACACUUGGCGGGAUGUUCUCGUUCGUUCGUUUUUACCAUAUUACUCUGCUUUUGUCUCGGUUCCCUUGCUGCUUUGGCCGCAGACCCUACCCCAGAUGAUUUUUUUCAAUCUUCGGAACCGAUAUAUAUCUCGACUUCCAGCGACUGGAUGAGGUUUCUGGGAGAUAUUGAAAAAUCCGUGAGAUCCAAGCUACGCUUUUUCAGUCCUAAGGGUCCAUCGCCCAUCAAUAGAGAGGCGAAUAUCUUCCAAAUCUUUCCUACCCCGCAGGAAUUGAAAAACUCUGUCAAUGGCUCAAAGGGCCUAUUGAAAUUGGCCCCAACAGAAGUCCUUACUAUAUCUGGCUACGGAAAUUGGACCGACAGUGGAUGGACUCUCAGGUUUCGUGGAAGCGUUUACAAGCAGCCUAACAUAUCGAACCACAUGCUUCAUGCUCUAGCCAGUCUGUUCUUACUCGGCGCUUCGCUAAAGAAAUUUCCACCUGCACAUUAUGCUCACGCCCUCAACGCAACACGAAGCGUAUUAAUGAUUAAGCAAAGCCACAGCAAAGUCUCGUUCCAUGUGACCCCGGACAUGGAUCAGGACGCUGCAGGUGCUGGUUUGGAGGGGACCCCAGUAGAAGGUCUGAAUAUUGAUAUUCCUGGGCUCACAAAUCUCGAAGGUGACUUCGAUUCGUUCAUCGAGAUUAGGAAUGUGUCCGGGGCCUUCCCGAUACCUGGAAACGAGACACGCAAAACCCAGCGUCUCAAGCUAUAUUCUCGGGGUACGGAUACUGGAAACUCCACGGCUUACCUUAUCCCCCCGGAAGGGCUCACUCUCAUCAGCGAUAUUGACGACGUUCUUCGAGUGUCCAAAAUUUUCUCCAUUCAGGAAGGUCUGGCUAACCUCUUUGGCCGCCCUUUCUUUCCUUGGAUGAACAUGCCUGAGAUAUUUGCAAAUUGGUCCCACAGCUUGCCAGAUCUGCAUUUCCAUUAUCUGACAACCUCGCCUGAGCAACUGACUCGCCCAUACAUGGAUUAUAUAUUCAGAACAUACCCCGUCGGCAGCUUUGAUACUAGAAUUGUGAAUUUAACUGAUUUGAAAGCUACCUGGGCAAUCCGUGAAUUUCUGCUCGAUAAAAUUUUCCAGACUUUUCCAAAGAGGAAGUUCAUAAUCGUCGGCGACACAACAAAUCUCGAUAUCAUGUCAGGGUACCCGCGGCUGGUGACAAAAUAUCCGGGACAAGUCCAAUGCAUUUUCUUGAGAAACACAUCAGCCACAGACUCCGCCAAUAGGGUCCCGUACAAUACCAAAGGAUUCAAAGGGAUGGAUCAACAGAUGUUUAUGUUUUUUCGCGUCCCAGAUGAUCUUAAGGGGUUAGAUAUAGAAAAUGGGAACUGUUAUAACGAAUCUGUUCCUCAAAACCUUACCUUUGGAUGGCAAGGUCUCUCCUUGGGCGGUGGCCCACCUUAA